UUAUACUCGGCUGUUAAUGGUCAAACUUUACAAGGCAAUGGAUGCAAAAUAGUUGGUGGAAUAACAUUCUUUUUUGUCGCAUGUAAUGUGACCUUAGUUGGUUCAUUGUCUUUGACCACUUACCUUCGAAUAUGUAGAAAAUUUAUUAUUAACUUUGGAAGAUAUGAUUAUAAAUUAUUUUUGGUCAUUUUCUUCAUAUCUUUAUCAUUAACCUUGGUUGGUAUUCGUGAUUAUGGUCCAAACAAAUUUUGUGCUCCAGCUGAUCCAGUAACGCCUCUAAUAACUGUUGCUUUAAUUUUUUUAAUAUUAUUCGUUACUUCAUAUUGUUAUGUUAUGACCUUAUUGGAAGUUAAUAUCCAACAAAAUAACAUUCGAAGACUUGGUUCUGAUGUUGAUGCUGUUAAAUUUAGUCGCAUUGAUCUUAUUGUUGUGAGAAAAAUUAUUGGCUAUAUUCUAAUAUUCCUUAUAGAAUGGUUUCCUUCAAUAGUUUAUUUCAUAGCUCAAAUGGUUCAAUAUGAUAAUAUAUGGAUUUAUACCGCAGCUGCAGUUGCUAUAAAUUUUGGCGGUAUAGGAAAUAUGAUACUAUAUAUUGCGCAUGAAAGUUGGUCGAAUAAAUACGACUCAUCCGAACCCUCUAGCUCUAUUAGAAAUACUAGUGGAAGUGGUACUUACAUCUUUGAUGGCAAUAGAAUCAGCAAAAGCAAUCAAGAAUUAUACCCUCAAAUAACAGUUCAUAAUACCAUUACAAUUGAAAAAGAAAAAUUGGCUUCUAGUACAUCAACUUUGGGUUUAUCAAAUCAGAAACAUAAUUAA
Racocetra persica is the source of this 813-nucleotide messenger RNA. The record is from the annotation of a GenBank genome assembly. Lineage: Eukaryota; Fungi; Glomeromycota; Glomeromycetes; Diversisporales; Gigasporaceae.